AUGAGCAGGCCGGCUUACGAGCAGUUUACGGCUCAGCCACCCCAGCCUGCCGGCGACUUUGUCGUACAGCAACAGGGAGACGGGCAACAGGUACCCUUUCCUUUUUUCCAAUAAAACUAGUGUCAUUUCUUAACUUUCAGACACAAGAGCUCACGAUAGCAAAGUUGGAAAACUCCAUUUCCAUCAUGGAAGAUCAACAUUUGACUGCCGAUCCACGAUACGCCAAAAUGCAAGCCCUUAAGUCGAAACUCACGGGUAAAACGUUUAUAUUAGAAGGAUUUGUACGUCUUGUUUGCAGGUCAACCCGAAAUUGCGGGUCCCACAGUCAGUCCGACUCCUACUCCCACUCCGCCUUCUCAAGUUACCAGCUCUCAACUCAACCAACUUAGAGCGCAAGUAUGUUUUCUUUAUCGUACGUCCAGCUUUUUUCAUUUGCGACUCAGGUGAGCGCCUACAAACUUUUGGCACGAAACGAAUCGGUCCCACAAACUCUUGUCUCGGAAGCCGUCGUUCUCAAACCGAAGUCUACAACCAUCUUGCCAGAGCCAUAUGAAUACUCCGGUGAAUCGGAAACUGGCGAGAAGUUGCCAUACGAUUUGAUGAAGGCAUGUAAAAGACUCACUAAUAGUUAUUGAGGUAGUUUGUUCAGAUUUUCAAUUUGCACCAACAUCGUUGCAAUAGACCGACGGCUGUUACUGUCCCCGGUGGAAUCGACCCCAUGUCGAUGAUGAAAGAAAGAGAACACAGGUUUUCGAACUUUGAUUCUUGCCAUUCACUCGGUUUUUCGCUUCAGAAUCCAAAAUCGCAUUGGAAUACGCAUCCAGGAAUUGAGCAAUUUGCCUGCUGACAUUCCUCCCCAUUUGCACUUGAAGGCAGAAAUCGAGCUGCGAGCUUUACGCUUAGUCAAUCUUCAAACUCAAGUAAAUCGAAGAUUAUUGUAAAUUUACAUUGGUUUCUCAAAACAGGUGCGCAGUGAGAUUAUGAAUGCCCUGAAGCGGGACACGACUCUGGAAACGGCCCUCAACCCGUACGCCUACCGAAGAACAAAGCGACAGUCGCUUCGAGAAGCUCGAGUGACCGAAAAGCUUGAGAAGCAGCAAAAAAUGGAACAAGUCGGUGUUUCUUUUUUUUUUUUCAUUUUACUUAGGAUUGGUUUUAGGAACGCAAGCGGCGGCAGAAGCAUACAGAUCUGAUGCACGCGAUUAUUCAACACUCCAAAGACUUCAAGGACUAUCACAGGUUCAUGCCUUUUCGAAAAAACUUUCAAUUCGAUUUUCCAGGAACAACCUCAUAAAGCUCCAAAAGGCCAGGAAGGCUGUCAUGACGUACCACCAGAACAACGAGCGCGAACGCAAAAAGGACGAAAUCAAAAACGAGAAGCUCCGUAUGCAGAAGCUGAUGCAAGAAGACGAAGAAGGAUAUCGUGCUUUGCUCGAUGAAAAGAAGGCAAAUUGUUUCCGUUCAUCCGAGAAUCAUCUGUGCGCUUCAGGAUCAACGUCUCGUGUAUCUUUUGCAACAGACCGAUGAGUACGUCGAAAGUCUGUGUAGUUUGGUUCGUCAGCAUCAGACCACAGAGAAGAAGAGAAAGAGGGAGGAGAAGAAGUCUCAAGUCAAAAUUGAUGGUCAGAAAUGUUCAAAUUUUGUCUUUAUUCAAUUUCUUCAAGAUGGAGAAGCGCGGGUACAUGUAAGAGAAACGGCAACAGGCAAAAUUCUGACGGGCGACGAUGCGCCGAAGCCAGACGAACUGGAAAUUUGGCUGGAAACUCACCCAGGCUACGAGGUAAACUUUAUUGAGAAAUAGCUAGUGGUAUUCAAAAAUUGAAGAAAUUUUUAAUAAAGAAACCGAUUUAUUUUAUUUUUCGUUUUCAAGAAAAUCGUAGUGAAAACAUUUUAUAUUGUUCCUGUAGGUUGUUCCCCGCGAUCAACUUUCUGACGACGAAGACGAAGAAGUCGAAGCGCCGCAGCAAGUCGAAGAGAAGGACGACAUGUACGCUGGCCUCGAUGAGGAGACAAAGGCAUUUUUCUCCAUGUUUUCUCCUCUCAUUCAGAUUUCUUUUUUUUCUAGGCGAAAAUGAUCCUCGAAAAGGCGAGAAAUGAAGAAGAUGAGUACGACCAGAAAAGCAAGAAGCAGAUGGCCGACUAUUACGCCACGGCUCACAAGAUCAAGGAGAAGAUCGUUCAGCAACACUCUUCGAUGGGUAAUGAGGAGCUCAAGCUGAAGCCGUACCAGGUAUUUGUUACAUGUCUUCCGGCUAGAUAUUCUUGUGGUUCAGCUGAAAGGUCUCGAAUGGAUGGUCUCGUUGUACAACAAUAACCUCAAUGGAAUUCUCGCCGAUGAAAUGGGUCUCGGUAAAACUAUUCAGGUUGGAUCGUCUUUUUCUUGAAAAUAUUUCUCUAAAUUUUUUAGACGAUUUCUUUGGUCACGUAUCUGAUGGAAGUCAAGCAGAACAACGGUCCUUAUCUGGUCAUUGUUCCGCUUUCAACUCUUUCCAACUGGACCAUGGAAUUCAACAAAUGGGCGCCUACCGUCACCACUGUUCGUUUUGGAAUUCUUCGAUUGGCUAGUGAAAACUGUUCAGAUAAUUUACAAAGGAAACAAGGACGCUCGACGUCGCGUCGAAGCCACUAUCAGAAAAGGAGCUUUCAACGUGCUGCUCACCACUUACGAGUACGUCAUCAAAGAGAAGGCUCUACUCGGAAAGGUUGUUUCUUUUUCUAUCCAUCACUCAUCGGUGAGAUAUCAGAUUCGUUGGAAGUACAUGAUAAUCGACGAAGGCCAUCGUCUGAAGAACCACAACUGCAAGCUGACCCUCAUGCUCAACGGCUACUUCCACGCCCAACAUCGUCUGCUUCUCACCGGAACGCCCUUGCAAAACAAGGUCUUUUCCUGCUCUCUGCUCAAGACAAUAUCUGUUUUCAGCUUCCCGAGCUAUGGGCUCUGCUCAACUUCCUUCUCCCAUCCAUUUUCUCGUCCUGCGGCACCUUCGAACAGUGGUUUAAUGCGCCGUUCGCGACAACCGGAGAGAAGGUCGAGUUGAACCAGGAAGAGACGAUGUUGAUCAUCCGUCGUCUUCACAAAGUCCUCAGACCUUUCCUGCUUCGGCGUCUCAAAAAAGAGGUUUUCUCUUUUCCCGAGACUUUUCACUGAACUGUGUCUCUCCAGGUGGAGUCUCAACUGCCCGACAAGACCGAAUACGUCAUCAAAUGCGAUAUGUCCGCUCUGCAAAAGGUGCUCUACCGACACAUGCAGAACGGUCUUCUUCUCGACAGCAAACAGGUUUUUAUUUCUUUUUUUUAUUGCAAUUGAUAUCACUCGAUAGUUCAUUUUAUAGCGAAAGGAAAACGCUUUUACUAAAAAUUUUUUUCAAAGUUUUAAAAAAUACUCUGGAUAUUGUAUUGGAAUAUUUUUCUCUUUACUGUUUUGUGCAUAUCGUUUUAUUCCUUCUUUUCUUCCGAUAUUUUUUCGAGCAAUGCUUCUUCGAAUUCGUGAGAUUUUUUUUUUAUUGCAACGCCUACCUGUAUGCAAAUGAAAAAAAAAUCACAACUUUUUCUCAAGAAAUGUUUUGAUAGUGAAAAAGGAAGCAACUAAAAAAAGGUUAUAACACUUUUUAGUUAUAAAAAGUCUGAAAGAUGAAUCAAAAAACGUUUCAGCAAUCGGGUGGACGUGCUCUGAUGAAUACGGUAGUUCAUCUGCGGAAGCUGUGCAAUCACCCUUUCCUCUUUCACUCCGUUGAAGAUUCGUGUCGUGCCUUCUGGAAAGUGGACGACGUUUCUGGGUCGCUGAUUUUUGUCAUUUCCAUACUCAUUUCUGUUUUUCAGACAAGAUCUCAUGCGAGUGGCUGGUAAACUGGAACUGCUCGAUCGCAUUCUUCCCAAGUUGAAGGCGACAGGCCACAGAAUUCUGAUGUUCUGUCAGAUGACGACGUGCAUGACCAUUUUGGAGGACUUCUUCAACUGGAGAAGUGACUCUUUUCUGAGUUCGUCUUUUCAGAGGCUAUUGUUUCAGACUACAAGUAUCUGAGACUCGACGGAAGCACCAAGCCCGACGAGAGAGGCCAGCUCCUGGACAUCUACAACGCGCCCAACAGCGACAUCUUCCUGUUCAUGCUGUCGACUCGAGCUGGAGGUCUUGGUCUCAACUUGCAGACCGCAGACACCGUCAUCAUCUUCGACUCUGAUUGGAAUCCUCAUCAGGUUUGUCUCAUUUAUUCAAAUCAAAAAUGAAAAUUAAACUGUAGGAUAUGCAAGCUCAAGAUCGUGCCCACAGAAUUGGACAGAAACGAGAAGUUCGUGUCCUACGUCUCAUAACUGCCAACUCGGUCGAGGUUUUCACUUGAAAAGACUACUUUGAUCAAUUGAAUCUUUGCCAGGAAAAAAUAUUGGCAGCGGCUAGAUACAAACUUAACGUCGACGAGAAGGUUAUUCAAGCCGGAAAGUUCGACCAGCGGUCGACGGGCGCCGAGAGACGGCAGAUGCUCGAGCAGAUCAUCCGGUAGGUUGAGCGGUGCAAAGCCUUCUAUUCGACGGAUUGAAGGGCGGAGUCGGAGGAUGACGACGAGGAAGAGGUUCCAGACGACGAGACAAUCAACCAAAUGAUCGCCAGAAGUGAGGAGGAGUUCAACACCUUCCAGUCGAUGGACAUUGACCGGCGACGCGAGGAGGCCAAUCAGUUGCACAGGUGGGUAGUCAGGCAGACUGCGUCAAAAUGUCCAUUGCAUCUAGCCAAUUAAAAAAAAUCUGGAAUUGGUCAGAGAGGAAUAUACACGUAUAUGGUUCUAUAGCUUGAGGUUAUAAUCUUUAAUCAAAACCCAUGUGAGAAAAACUAACUCCUUUCUAUGCAUAUUUUUCAAGUAUUUGCUAUAUUCAGGAAGCCGCGGUUACUCGAAGAGAACGAGAUUCCAACCGACAUAAUCAAAGCUUCUGAUGAGUUUGAAGAACUGGAAAAGGCGCGAGAAGAAGGUCGUGAUCCGAUCAACGACGUCGCACCUGGAGCGCGGCGUAAAAGAAGAGAGGCGAGAUGAGGAAAGAGGAAUUAGAAUAAAACUCGUCGUGACAGGUGGACUACUCGACGGACCUGAUGACCGACGACCAGUUCAUGCGUCAAGUCGAAGAGGAGGAAGACGAGCAGGAACGACGCAAAGAAGAGAAGAAAAAGGCGCGAAAGCGGAAGGCCGGCAGCGUCGUCGAUGACGAAGAUGGCGACGGCGAAGCCAAGAAACGCAAGGCGUCGCCCGAAAUCAUUCCCAAAAUGAAGCAGGUCGGCUUUUCUCAAUAUUAAUGGUCGAGGACAAGAUUCAAUUAGUGAAAACAAUUAUAUUAAAUGUGCAAUGCCUGUUUUUCACUCUUUAAAGUGAACAGGCGAAACAAUAAAAUUAAAAUGUUACUUUUUCAGCUUUUGGAUGUUAUCCUUCAGUACCAAACUCAGGGAGGACGAAGAGUCGCCGAAAUGUUCGAAGAAUUGCCUUCUCGAAAGGUUUAUAAAGCCGAAGAUUUUUUUUACUUAUUUUUGUUUUUUCAGGAACUUCCUGACUACUAUUUGAUUAUCCCCAAACCCAUGGACUUCAAUAGAAUUUCAAAGAAGAUCGACGCCGGGCGGUUUGUAAAAAAAACCAAAAUGUUAUCAAAUGAUUUUUUGAAGGUACUGCACGAUAGAAGAAAUGAGUGCGGACAUUGUAUUGCUUUGUGAGAACGCGAGGGUUUGUUCACAUGGAUUAUCGGUUUUGAAGAUUGAGUAUUGAUUCAGACGUACAAUGAAGAGAACAGCGAGCUUUUCAACGAUUCUCUGCUUCUGGAGGCCGUUUGGAAACGGAUCACCGGCGCCGUAGCAGCAAGUUUCGCGGCGGUCGCUGUGGUCCGUUCUUUUCUCACUUUUUUUUUGUCUUAGCUUCAAUUUAACCUAAUUUCACCUGGUUCAGGCAAGCUCUGCCGAACCAGCUUCUGCCACUCCAGAAGCCAGCUCCUCCUCCUCAGCUGCACCUCUGGAUGCGUCUUCCAGUCGGAACAGUCGAGAGGGAUCUCCCAAAACGGUUUGAUUCUUAUCUCAGUGUUUCUCCAAUCUCUUGGUUUUCCAGGAAGGCUCCACGGGAAGACGCAAGUCGAAGCCUGUCAAACGCAGCGACACCAACGGCGACGAGUCUGAUUGA
Caenorhabditis auriculariae is the source of this 6143-nucleotide messenger RNA. The record is from the annotation of a GenBank genome assembly. Lineage: Eukaryota; Metazoa; Nematoda; Chromadorea; Rhabditida; Rhabditidae.